This is a messenger RNA of Chilo suppressalis (striped riceborer), 2025 nucleotides long. NCBI's taxonomy places the organism in Eukaryota, Metazoa, Arthropoda, Insecta, Lepidoptera, Crambidae. The record is from the annotation of a GenBank genome assembly.
CCUUAUCAUCGAGAUAUUUUAUUAACUUAUCAGGUUUAUAUUUGUGGUUAGAAGCAAUAUAGAGAGCAACACUAUAAUGAUCAGUGACGGUUGUAUGGAAUAUAAGACAACGAAAACGACAAACGAAACUAUAUCGUUAGUAAUGCGUGGAGGUAGCGAGUUAAAAUUUUCAACCAUAUACCCUUAACGAUGUGAAAAUAUCAAAUUUCUGAGUUAACGUAAAAAAGUAUACAGCCGUUUAUAUUGCGUAGCUACUAUAAAAUACGAAACCCUCGCUCGGUGGGCAAGUCAGACUCGCAGUUAUCCGAGUUUUUUUUAGAUAAGAAUGCGUGUGUAAAAUAAUAAUGUUUCUUGGACUUUUGUUACCUACGAUAUUUAUUUUUUAUAAUAAUAUAAAAUUUAUAAAAAUAUAGAAUAUAUUGAGCAUUCUCAUUAAAGCACUACAAUAUAAUAUAUUUCUCAAAUCCACUUGGAGGAAGUAACGUUUAUUUUCAAGAUUCGACUUAUUCAUCAGUUGCGCAGACGGUUAUUUAAACACAAAAUUACAGCACCUUUAAAUUACUAUAUCCACUAUUAACGAAUCAGUAAGCCAAUAUGACAUAAACCGCACUCGAUGAAAUCACGCCAAAUACUCACACGACCGGCUGAUCAGCGAUCAUUCAGAGCAAAUGAGCCAACAAACAUCGAACAAGAAAUUAUAUGAUAUCUAGUUGGUCGGAUUUUUGCGAUAAGCUCUGUUUCUCGCUCUAAUGCAAAUUAGAGCGAAAAACAGAUUUUUACAAAAUGUCCAAAGAACAUAGAAUUUCGACGAUGAGGCUCAGUGAUUUAGGAAAAUAUUAUGCAAGUGAUAAAACUAAAGUGGUAAGCUUAGAUUCUGUAGGGGAUAAUGUCACUUACUCAUAAAGUUUGGAAAUUGUUCAAAAUCAUAAAUAAGGCGCUUUUACUUUGAUAGCUUUGAAGUACCUCCUCUACCUAGAUACUGCAGGUGCAGCUAUAAUAUUCAGUUAGCGAAAAAUCUUGUUUAAUACAUAAUCAUUAUAAAUACCAGUAUGUAGGUACGAAGUAGUAACUUUAAGAGAUAUUUUUAAAAUUGUUUCUUCAUAAUGUGGAGCUUUCUGUACCUUAUACCACAAAUUAUGUCUAUUUUGUGCUAAUACCUACAAAAUAGUAUCCUAGUAACAUUCACAAUCGAUCAAACUUCUUAAUAAUGCAAGAAUCCAAACCCGCAUCUAAACAGGUUCGAAUCUAUCAGCCAACGUACCAAUUGAAUGCGAGACGAAAAUUCAACGCGGAAAAAAUUGAGAAGAUACUGCAACGUAUCAUCGACUAUGAGUUAGCUGAAGUCGAAUACAGUGAAAAAACCGUUCCCGAACUUACGCUGAACCUGGCUGAAACCAUAAGAAACUCUAUAAAAGAGGAAAACUAUGACAGAUGUCGUUUGAUAGUGGUGGUGACGAUCGGUCAGCGGCGGCAGCAGGGUGUCCACAUGUUCCACUCAUUUCUUUGGGACCACGAGCGGGACGAUUUCGCCUCUUACAACUUCGAGAACUGCCAUUUAUUUGCAAAUGUGGUAGUUUAUGGUGUUUAUUUAGAUUAAUCGUACUGAAAUAAAUCGUGAGUAUUUUUUCCGUUUUAUUUUUUGGGUGUAAAUGUUUUUAAGAAUGUAGCUUAUCCUGGCAACUUUUUACGUUUUUAUAUUACGUAAAAUUUUAGGGACCUCUGUCAUAAUUUGACCUGAUUCCGUUUUUCCUUUCAUCAUAGGCAUAUAUUUAUAAAACUAUUACAGUACCUACGUAUUGAAUUGUCGCCGGACUGGUGCACGAGGUAUCGUUAGGUAUACCAAAUUUCAGCUUACUCGUCAACACAGUUAUACAUACCAACAAUUACUUGAGAAUGGGUUUGCUUUUAAGUAAAUAACUUUCACACGAACAUUGCAAGUACUUCAACAAAAUUUUGACACUUUAAUGUUACAUUACCACUAAACUGUUAACCUACUUAUAUAUAACUAGCAAACCAGUGAACCAA